CUGACAUUUUAAUUCUCGAUUCGCCGGUGAGUUUACGUUCUGGGAUUAAUACGUCAUUGAUACGACAGCUGCUCAGUUUGUUUGUGGUGACCUGACCGGUCAACCACUUGGUUGGAGGAUGAGAUGCUACUUUCACAAUACGUCGCCAAGGUGUGUGUGAUGUUUUCCUUUUUUUGCAACAGCCAUCCCAUCCUGAAAACAGCAUGCUCGACUGCUGUCCCGUUAAACCAGGCUGCAUGGCAGACACUCAUUAGGCGAGAACGUCAAUCUACCAGAGGACAUUUUUGAAGGUGCGUCGCAUAGUUUAGCCUGUGAGGAAACUUGGGAGCAUAAAGUGCAACGCUUCGUUGAAGAUCAAUUGUUCUUUCCGUGACAGGUCGAGCGUGACGGAUUCUCAUUCGCUGUCCAUGGUACAGACGUUUUAGGCUACAUCUUUGCACAGUUGCCAUCCUUGCGGUAUGCAAGGAUACCGGUACGGUAAACUGUUACAUUGAUUUAGGAAAUGGAACCCUGAAAAUGAUGACGCUAUAUUGAUCUGCCAAAUUCCUCUAUGUAUUAUGAUGUUUUUCUCUUCGUUAAUGUGAGAUAGUAUUCUCAUGCACCGGCGAAACGUUUCACCUUGCGACGAAUGAAAGGUUGAUGGAUCAGAUGCAGCGGGAACAAAGUACCUCAGACACUACAAUACAAUCUGGACAGCCUGUGCAGAAUACACAUGGGCGACAAACGGCCCACAUAGCCCCCGUUGUCAGCCCCACAGGAGCUUGGGGGGAAAUCCCUGGUGUGAGUUCAAUGCAGGCUGCAGGUUUAUACUCCCAGGUGUCAGACCACGUGCAAUCAGAGCUGGUGAAUCCAGGGUCCACUUCUGCUCUGCAACUUAAUAUCAGUCGCCCAAGGCCUACUGCACUGGGGAACAAACUUGCAGGGAAGACCUCCAGAAUCCCUGAAGCUUAUGUCAAGGAGGAGGCUUCCAUCCCAGCUUUUGUUACAGAUCUACAUAGCCCAAUCUCCCAGUUGGCCUCUCAGCUGCCUCACAGCCCUCAGAGUCCUCUCAGCCGUCAGCCUUACUCUGUACAGCCUUACCUAAGCCCUCAGGCAAACCUGGCUCAGCCUCCUCCUAACCCUACCCCACCAUCUAGUCUCAGUCCCAAAUCAAGACUAAGUCCUCAGCCACAGAAGAAAGUUGGAGGGGCAUCAGUGGAGAACCAACCACAGGCUGACAAGACAUGCAAGGAAUCAGAGGGCUUCAAGAUCCACAUUGUGACAUGGAACGUAGGUUCCGCCGUGCCCCCAGAUGACAUUACUUCCCUGUUUGGGCCAAGCGCUGCUGACUGUAGCGUAGACAUGUUUAUCAUUGGGCUACAGGAAGUGAACUCCAUGAUAAACAAGCGUUUGAAGGAUGCCCUUUUCACAGAUCAGUGGAGUGAGCUCUGUAUGGACACACUUAGUUGCUAUGGAUAUGUGCUGGUGGCCUCCCAGCGUAUGCAGGGGGUGCUGUUGCUGGUCUUCUCUAAAUUCUGCCAUCUUCCAUUCCUGCAAGGUGUGCAGACAGAGAGCACACGCACCGGUCUUGGGGGAUACUGGGGAAAUAAGGGGGGUGUCAGUGCGAGGAUGGCAAUGUUCGGACACCCAGUGUGCUUCCUCAACUGUCACCUGCCAGCUCAUAUGCGGAACCUGGAGCAGCGUAUGGAGGACUUUGAGAGUAUCCUGCAGCAGCAGCAGUUUGAGGGCGGCACUGCCACCGGUGUGCUGGACCAUGAUGUGGUGUUCUGGUUUGGGGACCUUAACUUCCGUAUCGAAGACUAUGACAUUCACGUGGUAAAGAGUGCUAUUGAUAGCAAUAAACUCCCCCUGCUGUGGGAGAGAGACCAGCUCAACAUGGCAAAAAACUGUGAAUCUAUCUUGGAGGGAUUUAACGAAGGUCCUCUAAAUUUCCCACCAACGUAUAAGUUUGAUGUGGGGACACAUACAUAUGACACCAGUGGAAAGAAGAGGAAGCCUGCUUGGACAGACCGUAUCCUCUGGCGCCGGCGUCGCACUGGAUCCCCUGUGCCUUCCCACAAUGCUGCUCUUCAGCGUGGCCUGACCUUAUGGCUGGGUGGGGCUACAAGGGUGACGCACCUUGCCUACCGCAGUCACAUGGGCUACACCAUCAGCGACCAUAAGCCAGUCUCCGCCCUUUUCGCAUUACAUUUCCCUUUUAGGGUGGACAUUCCCCUGGUGGCAUUCGAGAAGGUUGACAGGGAAUGGACUAACGCUUCUGAAGCUACAGUCAGGUUCACUGUGGCAUCAACCUACCAACGCAGCUCAUGGGACUGGGUAGCCAUAUAUAAGCUUGGAUUUAAACACCAUAAGGACUAUGUAGCCUAUGUGUGGGCUAAGGGAGAACAUCUGACACAGGUGAUAUUUGCAGAGGAAGACUUACCCAGGGAUGCUGGGGAGUACAUACUUGGUUACUACAGCAACAACAUGAACAGUAUAGUUGGAGUGACAUCGGCCUUCAAGAUCCAGAUCCCAGUACGCAGCCCAACGGUGUUUUGCUCAGACAGCUCAGAUGCCAGCUCAGAGGAUGACAGCACGCUAGUCUUGCUCGCUCCAAACUCCCGCAGCCCCAGUCCUGGAACGGGCAAACACCGCCGCCACCGCCGUUGUCGCAGCCCUGCUGUGCCUACUCUCUCUACCACCCCUUUGUCAUCCCUACAGGGCCUUAGCCUGUGUCCUCACCCCAGAGAUGCCCACUCACACAGCCACUCCCCUUGCGCUGCAGCUAAGAAAGAGCACCUGAUGUCACCUGACCCACUGCCAUCGCCCUCCAUCAGCCCCCUUAGUCCGCGUAGCCCUGUCUCUCCAGGGGGUGGGGUCACAGCCCCAGAGGCCCUCAUUGCUGCCAUACUAGGGGAACACACCCCCAACAGGGGCAUCCCAGCAGGGAAGGUUGGAGAGACCAGUUUAUAAGAACAUAUACCAAGACAAGGUGUGUGUUUGUUAAAUUAUUGCAUUGCAAUUGAUACACAAUCCUAACACAGACAUUAAAGAUCAUAUGAUGAGAGAAUCAAGGGCUGUCCCAUAAAGUAUUAUGAUGCCGAUCUGACCUCACACUGUUGCUGUGCUAAUAAAGUUAUGGCUCACACUGCAGUUUGCAACAUUCUAUUUGAUAGUCUGCCAGUCAUCGGUCUUUCUGAAACAUCUACCGUGACUGCUCACAGUGACUGCAUCCCAGAAACACUGUAGUUUGGAGACAGGUUAUGACAGAUUACAAACAUUCAACAUCUAUGUGUUGUACCCCCAGUGCUUUUACUGACUUAUCUAUAUGUAGACAUGUUGUUACAUGUACAACCAAAGCUGGAUGGUACCUUUGUUAUUCAUGUGAGAAAGGGUAUUUGUUUUAAUACAUUCAGACUGGAUCUGAAUCACAUUAGUAAAGGCAUAUUUCAUUAAAAAAAGUAUUCUGUCACAUUAUUUCUGUGUUCCUCUGUAUUGUCAGUUAUAUAGGUGCGGUACUUGAAGUGGAUAAAUAUGUACUACGUUUUAUCAAUUUCUCAAUGUUUGAAAUGAUGUCAAUACUUUUGUAAGUUCCCUUAUAUUGUGAAAUAUACUACGUCUUGAAGUGAAGAA
This is a messenger RNA of Osmerus eperlanus (European smelt), 3612 nucleotides long. It is a transcript of the gene inpp5ja, whose product is annotated as inositol polyphosphate 5-phosphatase K. The record is from RefSeq and is a predicted model, not a curated record. The coding region runs from base 640 to 2952 and encodes 770 amino acids. The transcript has 13 exons. Gene Ontology annotation, molecular function: phosphatidylinositol-4,5-bisphosphate 5-phosphatase activity; phosphatidylinositol-3,4,5-trisphosphate 5-phosphatase activity. NCBI's taxonomy places the organism in Eukaryota, Metazoa, Chordata, Actinopteri, Osmeriformes, Osmeridae. Gene Ontology annotation, biological process: negative regulation of peptidyl-serine phosphorylation; phosphatidylinositol dephosphorylation. Gene Ontology annotation, cellular component: ruffle; plasma membrane; cytoplasm.